AUUAAUGUUUAUAAAUAUUUUCAAUAAAUUUCUCAUCAUAGCAGAUAUAAAAAUAUCUUGGUACCCAAAUUUUCAUUUAACAACACCCAUGCCUCAUCCAGUACUUUAUGCUCAUCGCCAGCUCGCCUACCUGUUGCCAACUAAACUUUUUUCGAGCAGGCUAACAAAAAGGUGAGUUAAGAGCCGCUCGCCCCAACUCCGGAGCGCAGUUUGGUUGAGCUAGUCGAGCGGUGAGGUUGCUCGGCGGUCGGUUUCUCCACCGAAUCGGAUCAGAUCGGAUCGCAUCGCAAGUCGAGCUUAAAGUGUCCAGCGGUUCACCCGUCGUGGCGCAGUCGGUACGUGGAUAUAAGCUCUUUACUGGGCUCAGCUGAAAGCUGAAAAACACCCAUGCUCGCCAGUUGAUCGUGCGGAACCCCAAUCGGCUAAACAGCAAAAAAGUACAAUUUUGAACAAAAACAGACGCUACUGCUACUGUUGCUGCUACUGCUGCUGUAAUUAGUAAGAGACUUACCCACCUCAGACUCAGGUUCAGAAAAAGACAGACUCGCCCCCCCCUGCGGCGGGGGAGUGUGAAAAAUAUAUAUAUCUAUAUAUAUAGAUAGCUAUCAAUGCGGCGACGUCGUCGAUUCCGCCGCUUUCAAUGACGCGACAAGUACAACAAUCAACAAAAUUCGCGCAUGGAAUUGAGCAACAACAACGAUUCGGCCUUCUCCGUAUUGGCAGCGGCCUAGCGCCGGCAACGAAAAUAAAAACAAAUUGUUUGUGAUUAAGUAAACAAAACAAGAUCAGUUAAAUAAUAACAAAAAAACUAAGUCAGAAGGAGGAAUUGUGUGCAAACAAUGACUGUCUCAUAUGCGGGUGAAGUGCCAAAUGGGAGCAGUUUCGGCUGCUUCUGGAAGAUCCUCUGGAAAUGGCGCGGCAGUGUUUACAAACUGGUGUGGCGCGAAUUGAUUGCGUAUCUGUGCCUUUACUACACCAUAAAUGUUAUCUACAGAUUCGGCCUGACAUCCAGCCAGCAGGCAAUUUUCAACAAGAUCCGACAGUAUUUUGGCCAGCAGGGCGAGAGCAUACCCAUGUCCUUUGUGCUGGGCUUCUAUGUGAAUCUGGUGGUGAAACGCUGGUGGGAGCAGUACCGUCUCCUGCCCUGGCCCGACACUCUGGCCCUCUUCAUCAGCGCUGCCAUUCCCAACUCCAAUGGCGGAGUAAAUAACGAAACUGGGCGCCUGAUGCGACGCAACAUUAUGCGCUACAUGGUCCUGGCCUAUGUGAUCACCCUCCAGAGGAUAUCCCUCCGGGUAAAGCGCCGCUUCCCCACCACCCAGCACCUGGUGGAUGCGGGCCUGAUGCACGAGUCCGAGAUGAAGAUCUUCGAGGCCCUCAACCAGAAGAGCCCCAUGUCCAAGUACUGGAUGCCCCUGGUCUGGGCCACCAACAUCAUCAACAGGGCCCGAAAAGAUGGCCUAAUAGCCUCGGAUCACAUAGUGCAAACUAUUUUGGUGGAACUUUCGGAUAUUCGUCGACGUUUGGGUGGUCUCAUUGGCUACGAUACGGUCUGUGUUCCUCUGGUCUACACUCAGGUGGUUACCCUGGUGCUGUACACCUACUUUAUAGCCGCCCUUCUGGGCCGCCAGAUGCUGCCCAAUGUCUUGGACAAAAACGGCCGUGAAGAUCCCGAUCUGUUCUUUCCCCUCUUCACAGUUUUGCAGUUCGUUUUCUACGUGGGCUGGCUGAAAGUGGCCGAGGUGCUAAUCAAUCCCUUCGGCGAAGAUGACGACGAUAUAGAGCUCAACUGGCUCAUUGACCGGCACAUCAAGGCUGCCUACAUGAUCGUGGACGAGAUGCACGAAGAGCACCCGGAGCUGCUGCGCGACCAGUACUGGGAGUGCGUGGUGCCCAAGGACCUGCCCUAUACAGUGGCCUCCGAGCACUACAGGCGGGACGAGCCCAAGGGAUCCGCCGAGAAGUACAAGGUCAAGAAGGAGGACGCCAUGUAUGCCAACAUUAUGCCUGGAGGCGGCAAGCGGAUACUUAGCGACGAUGUCUAUGCAGACUAUGAAAGUGUGGACACUCCGAUGGUGGAGCGGCGGAAAAACAAUUGGCUUGUACGGCAGCUUUCCCGCAUGGGUUCGAUGAGGAGCCAGUCCACGGCCUACUCCUCCGGCGGACUGCCCUUCAACCGGAAUCGCCUCAACUCCGUGUAUUCUAGUCCCGAGUCCGGUCUGCCGCUGUCCAUCAUGCAACAGCAGCAGCUGCAACAGGCGCAGCAGCAACAGCAGCAGGUUGGCUCGCAACCAACCAAGUCCAGUCUCUACGGCAAGUUUGUGCAUCGCAAGUCUCUAAGGGCACAGCGUCAGUUAAUCAAGCAAAAUUCCAAACUAAACGGCUUAAACGUAAAUGUUGCCAAUAAGGUUAGGCCGCGAAUUCCCACACCCGAGGUGGCCAAGGAUGGCAACACGAAUCCAGCCACGAGUGCAGUCCUAAUGGCACCACAGCAGCUAGGCACCCCCAGCGCACCACCGGGCCUGUUCCCGGCCACCUACACUACCGACCACACCAGCACCACCACAGCAAUGCACCCGGAGAGCGGCCAGGUGCUGGGCACGCUGCUCCUCUCGCCCAUCAAAGAGAUGGAUAGCUCAUCGUCCAAUAACACUCUGAUUCCAGGACAUCCGGCCACCGCAGCCCUGGCAGCCAGCAUGAAGGAGGGCUUCAUGCCAAGCAAUAUUCCACCUGCCGCCAAUAUAACAACCUUGUCCUUCCCGUUCACGGUGACCAGCAGUGGCGGGGACACCAUUCCCACGGGCACUCUUAGCAUCCUGCCCAUCACGGCCAAUGCUCAACUGCCCACGAUCACCACCACGGCCAGUGGAUACGAUCCGAACGAUGUGAUCACCACGAUACCCGUUUCCCUGUCUAUCCAGCGGUCGCCAUCAGCCCUGUCCAUUGUGGAGCUCACCGGCGCCGAUGGCCAGGAUGGCUACAGCAACAGUGGAUCCAGCAACGGCAACGGUGGCAUCACCACCACCGCCUUGCUAUCCGUUAAGCCUCUAAAUGGCCAUCCCAAUAUCUCGCGGAACAGCAGCUUCAAUGUGAACCUGAACCUUCAGGAUCCGAGAUCAUCCGUCCGAUCCGUGGGACCUACUGAUACAGUGGACAAUGCCUCGUUAGCCACGAUGCCGUUGGCCCACAAGAGCGGCGGUCAGGACAGUGGUGCAGGGGGAUCCUCGGCUCCCUCCACCCUGGCAAAGCACAAGCCGGAACAAAAGACCGGGGAGGUGUAUGUGUGACACUGACAACCUCAUGUUGAAUCUUCACGGUUUUAGAUUCGAUUGGAUUCGAGAUUUGAUCGCGAACCGAAUCACGUAAUUAGGUUUAGGACCCGCUGGCAUUAAGCCACCCCGGAGCCACUAAGAUAUUAUUAGUAGUGCGGAAGGUCGGUCAGUUUGGCAUUUAUCUAGGAGGCCGAAGAGGUAUUUUGAGAAGCUUUUGGCGAAAUACUUCUUUAAAUAUCACUAAUUUAUACGUUUUAUAAUCGACAAUUUUAAAUAGUAAAAGAAUUCUAGACAAAAAUUUAAUAAUUCUAUUAAAUAAUAGAACAAAUGCAAAAUGCAAAUAGUUAGUUUUUAUCUGAUACCCAUUUUCUUUUAAUUGGUUCGUAGUUGAUGAAAACUUUUUUUAAAUAAUAUGAUAACUUUUAACCAAUGAUUUAGAUAGAAGAGAAUUUGAUUUUAUCAAAAUAUUUUACAAUUAUAUAAUUAUUAUCCACCUUUUAAAUCAAAUCUGCGUGUAAACUAGUGUUACUUAUGGAAGUGCAACCGAUAAGAGCCAAGCUGUAGACUUGUUAACCCCUUCGGCAUUCGCUCAGCUCAACAAAUGUCUAGUAAAUGCAAAUAUGUUAUCACCCGACCGCAUCCGUAACUCUACAGUUGCUUUGUAUAUAAUUAGCUAUGAUGUAAGGAACGGACUUAUUGUUUUGGCACUUGCCAUAUUAGUUAAGCCUUCGAAUGAUUGCAAAACCCUUUAUGAAGAAUCUCUAUCUCGUGUAAAUAAACCAACACAGUAUGUGAUAUGCGAUUGUUAUCCAGCUAGAUUUUGUAUCUUUGCAAGUACAGAUAAAUGUGUGCAUAGUUUAUAUUCCGUAAUGAUAAUCCAUUAUAUUGUAAAUGUAGGAAAUCUAUGCAAUUCUGGCCUCUGCACAAAAAGAGGCAACUACUUAUAGCAUGCCUAUAUAUUUAAAUAAAAUUUAUUACCUAA
Messenger RNA from Drosophila ananassae, 4254 nucleotides. RefSeq names its product bestrophin homolog 14 (gene Best2). The coding region runs from base 840 to 3287 and encodes 815 amino acids. Gene Ontology annotation, molecular function: chloride channel activity. Lineage: Eukaryota; Metazoa; Arthropoda; Insecta; Diptera; Drosophilidae. The transcript has 12 exons. The record is from RefSeq and is a predicted model, not a curated record.